UCGAAAGGAACAGUAUUAAUGGCGUAUACAAUGGGAGAUGAAAAUUUCGGCUUCAGUUCAUUACUGACAAUUGAAGUAGACGGAAAUAGUUUCAAUUCUGCAUUUCACGUAUUGAAUGGUGUUGAACUUCUUUUGGAUUCUAUACCCGGUGAUUCAAACCCUGCAAAUUUACCUUAUGAAUUACAAGAUAUGCAGUUUUAUUCUCCACAAAUACUUCUCCUAUUAGUAUCACGUCGUUCAAAACAUUCGAAAUCUCAGUACCUUCGAUCAGCAAAGUCUAAUAGCAAAGUUGAUGAAUUAGACACAGAAGUUGCUAUAUCACGUAAAACAGCCAGCGAUUUAAUGCAUAGUUGGCUUGUAAUGGUACCUAUUCGUGAUAUAUUGAAUACUACGGCGAUGAAUACUUCUAAUAAUAGAGGAGAAGAAGAAGUUCCAAGACAGACGGAUACAGUAGCUUCGAUCGUGAAUGAAUCGAUUCAAACUAAUUUACCAAAAAGGAAUAUCUCGGAGUUUAUUACACGAACAAAUGUCGAGGCGCUACCAUGGCAUGCUAUAAAAUUAACAACUAAUGGUGAUCGUUCAAUUAUUUUUGUUCUAUUUGAAAACUAUUCAACUUGUCGUGUUUAUCUCAUGGAACGACCAGAAUCAGAUGAAACUAUGACCGUUGACUAUCCUGCCGGUGAUGAGAAUCCUACAAAUCCUGUGGGUGAGGACAAUACUGGCACUACUAUCACUACUACUGCUGGUGGUGGCGGUGGUCCUUCUAUUCCCGCUGAUGAUGUUGAUGUAGCGAUAUUGUUUAUCACUGAAAAGAAAGAAGCUUCUCGAAGUUUUACAAUAUUCAACACAAUUGUUUCAUCUAUCCAACAUACAACCUGUAAAGAAGUCAGUUCAGAGAAAAAUGAUGACAAGACGGCGGCAUCAAAGACAUCGUCAUCACCAACAUCAUCACCAUCAACAUCACCGGAUUAUGAAUUCUCAUUUCAAUCACGUGCUAAAAGUCUUCAUUCAAAUUUACAAGCUCUAUCGGAAUAUUUAAAACGAAUUCAUCAGUUAACAUCUGUGUACUGUCCUAUUGAUUCAAUUGAAAGAUUUAAUUCCUAUUGUCAUCAUCAUCAUCAUCAUAACAGUAAUGAUGAUAAUCGAAGUAAAACAAUUAAAGAGGUGAAUAAUAAAAGUCAACUUAUAUCACAUCGAUUAACUGUGCAUAAAUUGCUGAGCGAAGAGUUAGAUCACUUGAAGAAAAUAAGAACUGAUGAAUUGAAUCGUCAAAAACGUCUUGUAGAAUUCUCUGGAAAUCUCGCCACAGGUGUAAGAUCAGUUACUGCUGCUGCUCGUGGUGGUUCGACUGGUACAAACAUUUCUGCCUACUUAAAACCUACCAGUGAUCUUGAUGAUACAACAGUCGUUAGAAGACGUGGUCAUCAACAAAAAAGUGUUGAGAUUUCACAACAACAAGAACACCAUCAGCAACAAGAACAAAAAGAAUCUCAACAACAACAUCGACAUGAUCAUGAUCAUGAUGAUGAUGAUGGGGAUACAAGUUUAACUGAUACUGAAUUACACACACUUAAAAUAGAAAAUGAUGAAUUAUUUGAACAAUUAACCCGAGAAAAAGAUGAAAUACAUCAAGUGGCUAAGAAAAUCUCUGAAAUUGGUUAUUUAAAUCAAACCUUGACAGAACAUUUAUCAGAACAAUUAGAGAAAAUUGAGCAAAUUGGCAGUUCAUCUGUCACUGCUACAGAGUAUAUUCGUCAAGGGAAUGAACUUCUUUUAGAAGCAAUUAAUACUAAAGCAACUGUACAAUUCUGGAUGUUAUUCAUACUUAUUGUAUUAACACUUUCAUUACAUUUUCUUGAUUGGUUCUAUCCAUAA
Messenger RNA from Trichobilharzia szidati, 1875 nucleotides. Lineage: Eukaryota; Metazoa; Platyhelminthes; Trematoda; Strigeidida; Schistosomatidae. The record is from the annotation of a GenBank genome assembly.